AUGAUGUUUGGAUGGGUUCCUCCCCUGGCGCUCGUGAGCUUGAGCAUGAUGAUGCUCAGCACGUUGCCACUAGCACUUCGCCACCUCGAGACCCGGUUGCUUCGCCACCUCGAGACCCGGCUGUUUCGUCCACUGAUGACGACUCUCCCGUCUCUCCUGCUUCGCCUGGUGAGACCUCGGUCGGUGCCUCUUCUCCAGACAUUUCUAUUUUGGCCGAGCCAGAUACUCCAGCUGAACCUCCUGUUCCUGCGGUUCGGCGUGGUGAUCGUGUUCGUUUCCCUUCCAUGA
Molecule: messenger RNA, 288 nt
Organism: Linum trigynum
Lineage: Eukaryota; Viridiplantae; Streptophyta; Magnoliopsida; Malpighiales; Linaceae
Source: the annotation of a GenBank genome assembly